Messenger RNA from Hibiscus syriacus, 1545 nucleotides. RefSeq names its product zinc finger MYM-type protein 1-like. Bases 1 to 1545 code for a protein of 514 amino acids. Lineage: Eukaryota; Viridiplantae; Streptophyta; Magnoliopsida; Malvales; Malvaceae. The record is from RefSeq and is a predicted model, not a curated record. The transcript has 4 exons.
AUGAUUUUGGUAUGUUUGGCUCUCUCUGGCAACCGUGAUAGUCGCCGUGCUCCGCUACGAACACUGCCGACGGCGACGACCGCUUCUCUCCCUGAUGAGAAAGUUGGGAGAACUCUCUCCUUCUGUCUUUUCUGGUUUGGGGAAAAACUGAAAAAUGGGAGGGGUUCUAUUGGUAACUAUUUUAAAAGGAAAUUAGAUGUUGGUGAUGAUGGAAGUAGUGAAGGAUCUUCUAAAAGAAAUAGCUCAAAUGAAGUUCCACAAAGACCACAACCUACCACUGUGUCACCUACUCCCAUGGCUUCCAUUCCAACAACUAUUAAUGUGAAUGAUCUUCGUUCGGAUCCGGCGGAUAGACCAAAAAUUACAUCUUAUCAUCCAAAUCAAAAAGAUGAAAUAAGAAGGGCAUAUUGGAUUAAAGGACCAUGUCAACCAAGGGGACAACAAGGUGGGAGAGAUGCAUUUGUGACGGAAGGAUUUAGCACUUGGAGUAAAAAGAAAUCAUUAUAUGCUCAUGUAGGUAAUGUUGAUAGUUUACACAACAAAGCACGACAAAAGUGUGAAAAUCUAGAGAAAAAAAAUCAAUCUAUUAGUGAUGCUCUUCAUAAGCAAACUGAACAUAAGAAGAGUAACUAUGAAAUUCGAUUACGUGCUACAAUUGUCACUUGUAGAUUUUUGUUGGAAAAUAAGUUAUCGUUUCGUGGCCAUGAUGAGUCGAAUGACUCCAUUUCCAAAGGGCUUUUCAUUGAAACAUUAUCUUUGAUUAGAGAACACAAUGAGAGUAUUUAUAAUGUUACCUUAGAAAAGGCUCCGAAGAAUGAUAAAUUGACAUCUCCAAAGAUUCAAAAAGAUAUUGUUGAAUGUUUUUCAAAAGAAAUAAUAAAGUCCAUUUGUGAUGAAAUUGGAAAGGAUGUGUUUGCCAUAUUAGUUGACGAGUCUAGUGAUGUAUCUAAAAAGGAGCAAAUGGCUAUGGUUUUGAGAUAUGUUGAUAGACUUGGAGUUGUUAAGGAGAGAUUUAUUGGAGUUGUUCACGUGACGGAUACAUCUUCUUUGACUCUUAAAGCUGCCAUUGAUUCUGUAUUUACUGACAAUAAAUUAAGCAUGGCUCAUGUAAGAGGGCAAGGUUAUGAUGGAGCAAGUAAUAUGUGUGGUGAGUUUAACGGUUUGAAAGCGUUGAUCUUAAGAGAUAAUAAGUCAGCAUAUUAUGUACAUUGUUUUGCUCACCAACCUCAAUUAGUGAUUGUGGCGGUUGCAAAGAAUCAUGAUGGUGCUCAUGAAUUCUUUGAGCAAGUAGCUUUGGUGGUUAAUGUGGUUUGUGCUUCCUGCAAAAGAAAGGAUAUCAUACGAGAGAGCUACAAAAAGAGAUUGCAAACAGAAAUUGGUAUUGGUGAAACCGGAAGAGGGUUGAAUCAAGAGCUUUCUCUAAUUCGAGCAGGAGAUACAAGAUGGGGUUCCCAUUAUAAAACAAUCAUAAGUUUGAUGAAUUUGUUUCCUGAAGUUAUUGAGGUGCUUAAAUAUGUUGAAGAGGAUGGGAUUUUAUCUAACUGA